Molecule: messenger RNA, 166 nt
Organism: Scutellospora calospora
Lineage: Eukaryota; Fungi; Glomeromycota; Glomeromycetes; Diversisporales; Gigasporaceae
Source: the annotation of a GenBank genome assembly
CAGUGACAAUGAACUUGAUGAUAUGCUUAAUAGAAUAUUUGAUGCAAUGGAUAGUGUUAGCCAAAUACAGGAGAUAGUAGAUGAUGAUAAUACAACAGAAAAAGGAUCAUCAGAAACAGAAAGAUUUAAAACCUAUAAUCUCCCACUUGAAGAAUAUGUAGAAUAG